UGUCCUCCUGUUUUCUUCGCUUGUUCCUUGCAGAGUCUGCGGGGAAGGUCUCCCCGCCGUCCAUGGCGGCGGUCGCGGUCUUCCUCUCGGGCUUCCUCCUCGGCCUUCUCUUUCUCUCUCUCGCGGAGGGGGCGGCGCUCGUCUGGGCCCUCCGCACCCUGCGCCGCCGCGGCCCAAGGCCUCCGGAGGCCGCAACCGCCGCCGUACAGCUCUCCGGCGACCGGCCGUUAACCACCGAGAAGCAGGGUUUUCUAUGGAUGCUAGAGCCACAAAAGAUGCCAAAUGUUAGCAGCAGCAACCAAUUGCCUAAUGGGGUUCAGAAAGACACCAAGGAUAAAAAGAACAUUGUCGAGGUUUUCCCUAUAAGGAUGUUGGCUAAAAUUGAUGGCCACUCGCUUAUCUUGUCGGGCCCUGAUGGUUCUCGGAUAACCAUUGAGCUUAUGAAUUGCUCAGCUGUUGCUGUUUCUGCCUCUAAUCUACCGUCACGUAAAUGGGCUAAAAGGUAUCCAAUAAAACUUGAAAGCAAGGGAUCUGAGAUUUGCAAGGGGAGCAAGGUAUGUUAUCUUUAUGUGGACACGUCUUGGGAGAAAGAAUCAUGGUGCAAAGCACUUCGUCUUGCAUCUUCUACAGAUAAAGAGAAACUAAACUUGCGUGCCAGGCUGAGUGAAGAGUUCAGAAGUUACAUAUCCUCACUAAAUGCUGGAUACCCUUGUUUCCUGAAAUCCUCGGCACUUAAUGCCGAGGAUCAUGCAAUUAUGGACAAGGUAGUAAAGUCUGAUGGGUCGUCUAAAGUUCGCCUUCUCCUGAAAAAAUUGGCCAGGAAGGCAUCUGGAAAAUCUCCCCAAGUGACUAGAACAAGCUCAAUCUCAGCGCAAGCAGAAAGAAACGGGUGGGAUAAAAUCCGCAGCAACCGUGGUUCCUCACUGAUUGAUGCGCCAGAAGAAAGGUCCAGCAGUAGUUCAUCAUCACAAGGCACAAAUCAACCCAGUACACCUAGUUCUGAUUUCGGCCACAGCAAUGUGUUCUCAGAUUCCCCUGAUGCAAAUAUAGAUGAAAAGUGUGCCGACGGAGGUACACUUUGUUGGAACCUCCUAAUCUCUCGGUUCUUUUUUGAUGCUAAAAUGAGUGAUGAGAUAAGAAAGGCCAUUAAAGCACGCAUUCAGCGAACAUUGUCAAACAUGAGAACUGCAGCCUACAUUGGUGAAAUUACACUUACUGAUCUCAGUCUUGGAGAGCUUCCACCAUAUUUGCGUAGGAUGAGAGUCCUUCCAAGAGAUUUAAAUGAACUGUGGGCUUUUGAAGUUGAUUUUGAAUAUUGUAGUGGAAUAGUACUGCAUAUUGAAGCAAGACUUGAGGUUCAGGAACCAGAGCUGCAAAAAGACAUAAUGAAAACUACUCUAGGAGCGGAUUCUAAUGGGAGUAUAGAUUCAGAAUUGAUGGAGAAUAUUGAGCAUUACGGCAACCAAUUUAGAUCUCCGCAACUUUUGGCUCCUGUAGUGGAGGAUGAAGAUGACACAGACGUGUUAAGGCGGUCAAAGAGUACUGGGUGGACAUCAGCAUAUACAUCAAGGUGGAAAAAUAUAUUACAUUCAAUAACUGACCAUGUCUCUCAGGUGCCGUUUUCAUUGGCAAUUAAAAUCACGUCUGUUCGUGGGACUCUGCGCAUACAAAUAAAGCCCCCUCCUUCUGAUCAAAUCUGGUAUGGAUUUACCUCAAUGCCAGAGCUUGAAUGGGAACUGGAGUCUUCUGUCGGGGACAGAAAGAUCACCAACAGCCACAUUGCAUCGCUUAUCAGCAACAGAAUCAAGGCUGCGCUUCAUCAAAGCUUGGUGCUGCCGAAUUGUGAAAGUAUUCCCAUGUCAUGGAUGGUAUCGGAGAAGGAUGACUGGGUACCUCGCAAAGUUGCACCCUUUAUAUGGCUGAAUCGUGAACCCCCUGAGGCUGUAAAACAGAAUGCAGACACGGGUACAGUCCGGCCUGACGAUGUUGUGGCGCUAAAGGUCAGUGCCAACAACAAAGCUAUAAAAUCAAGUCCACCUGCUCCUUCAACUAGAAUCGGAGAUGAAGCACUGAAGAACGUGAUAUCCGCUCUAAGGCCGAACCAAGAACCUGCAGCAGUAGUAUCAACCAGCUUCUGUUCUUCACUACCUUCUGAAACUGAACCUUCCAACGAAUUGAUGACGCCGCUGCUGACCACCAGAAACUUUGAUCAGGAAGGUGCAUCUGAAAAUGCAGUAGGCUCUUCUCUUCAGCUUGCGGUGGUGGUACCUAGAGGGGAGCAGUCGUCAUCAUCUGCCUCUCCUAGAGGGUAUGAUGUCAAGAGGAAAGGCAGUAAGCGAGCUUUGGUGAUGGGUUUGGGAAGGAGGAUGGGUGAUAAGUUGGAAGAGAAGAGGCGGCUUAUCGUCGAAAAGAUGAAGAAGGAAAAUGCUGAAAAGGAGCAAUAGCUUGGAGACAAUACAUAGUUAGAAGUAUGUCCGAAAGUUCAUCUGUUGCCAGAAAAUGACGAGCAUUAAAAGAUGGAUUCUGUACAGUCUGGGGUUCUGUCCCAGCAAACUUUACUUCGGUAUAUAUCUGGCUAGUACUCCUAGCAAGAAGUGGGAGUGUUUGCAAUUGCAUAAAUAAAUGUAUUUAAUAUCACUGUACAGGUAUGGAAGAAAAUGAAGAAAGUGUUGUAUGUAUCAUAUAGGUACUGACAGAAUAUAGAAGGAAAAUAAAUGAUGAGUAGAAGAUGUCAUAAUUGUGAGUGCUAAA
Messenger RNA from Brachypodium distachyon (stiff brome), 2751 nucleotides. Its product is annotated as testis-expressed protein 2. The transcript has 7 exons. The record is from RefSeq and is a predicted model, not a curated record. Gene Ontology annotation, cellular component: endoplasmic reticulum. NCBI's taxonomy places the organism in Eukaryota, Viridiplantae, Streptophyta, Magnoliopsida, Poales, Poaceae. Gene Ontology annotation, molecular function: lipid binding. Bases 63 to 2444 code for a protein of 793 amino acids.